Pseudomassariella vexata is the source of this 350-nucleotide messenger RNA. RefSeq lists its product as uncharacterized. NCBI's taxonomy places the organism in Eukaryota, Fungi, Ascomycota, Sordariomycetes, Amphisphaeriales, Pseudomassariaceae. The record is from RefSeq and is a predicted model, not a curated record. The transcript has a single exon. The coding region runs from base 58 to 246 and encodes 62 amino acids.
CGUUCGACUGACGACCACGCGACAGGCCAGGCUUUCCAUUCAUAUCUAUCUGAACUCAUGAAUCUGAGUGUCGUCACUUUGGCGGGGCAACAGCUACCCCGCAAUGCGUGCGCCGAGUCCACCGGCCGAGCUUUACGAUCUCCCAUUCCCGCUGUAUCCCCACUCAUCAAGGUUUAUCCUGGAACAAUUCAAUCAAUGAUGCCAUGGGAUUCAAACGGCCUCGACCAUAGCAAAUUACCGUACUGACAAUGUGGCAAAGCCGCGCACUCGAGAUCAUGACGGCUAUCUAUGCUGUCCGAUCGACCUCCAUCUUCCUAUACCACUGUGUCUCGAUGAUUCUACUACAAGUG